AUGACAACCACCAGCACUCCUUCUUUGAGCCCUGUGCUAAUCACAGGCGGAUGUGGGUUUAUCGGCUUUCACCUCAUUAAUCAUAUUCUUGAAUCCGAACCGACUUGCGAGAUCCAUGUUUUGGACAUCAAUACCACCAGAAAUCGAGUCCCCAAUGUGACCUAUCAUACCUGUGAUAUCACUAGUCUUCCUGGUGUUGAGUCGGUGAUGCUUCAGGCACAGCCGCGUACUAUCUUUCAUGUUGCAUGUCCAGACUCCAUGGUGCUUCAGCCUUCGGUAUUCCAAGAAGUCAAUGUCAACGGCGCCCAAAACUUGAUCUCCGCAGCUUUCAAAGUAGGAACGGUUCAGGCAUUCGUUAAUACCUCUACAUCAUCGGUCAUUCACGACAAUAUCAGCGAUCUGAUUGAUGCUGACGAGGAUCUUCCUGUUCUCAAAUAUCCAGCACAAAAGCGUGUUUACACUCUUACUAAAGCGGUCGCUGAAGCCGAGAUUCUUGCAGCCAACCGAAAAUAUGGCGACUCCUCAAUGCUGACUGUAUCUUUACGUCCUGCCACCGCUUUCGGUGAGCGAGAUACGAUAUGUAUGGGCAAGAUCGUCGAUGUCUGCCGACAAGGAAAAGGAAAAUUUCAGAUCGGUGCCGGCAAAAAUGAAUACGACUUCAUCUAUGUUGGAAACCUAGCUGAAGCACAUAUUCUAGCAGCUCAAGCUCUUUUGAGCGCCUAUGGAAAGCCGGUACCACCGCUCGAAACUCGUGUUGAUGGUCAAACAUUCAACAUUACCAACAAUGAGCGAAUCUUGUUCUGGGAGUUCCAGAGACGUAUCUCUGCGGCGAUUGGAUUUCCUAUCAAGGACGAAGAUAUUAAGAUCAUUCCUAAAUGGCUUGCACUGCUCAUGGCGGUUAUUGGGGAGUAUAUUACUUGGAUACGAAGUUUCGGCAACCGGCAGCCGAGAGUUACUAGGGAAUCGGUCCGUCUGACAACAAUCAUUCGCACCCUAAACGGCGAUAAAGCAAAGAGAGUUCUUGGUUAUACUCCAAAGGUGAGUAUUCUUGAGGGUAUAGAGAGAGGUGGGAAGUGGUUUGUGGAGCAGGCAGAAGAUGGGAAAAAGGUCAACUGA
Botrytis deweyae is the source of this 1116-nucleotide messenger RNA. RefSeq lists its product as uncharacterized. NCBI's taxonomy places the organism in Eukaryota, Fungi, Ascomycota, Leotiomycetes, Helotiales, Sclerotiniaceae. Gene Ontology annotation, biological process: steroid biosynthetic process. The transcript has a single exon. Gene Ontology annotation, molecular function: 3-beta-hydroxy-Delta5-steroid dehydrogenase (NAD+) activity. Bases 1 to 1116 code for a protein of 371 amino acids. The record is from RefSeq and is a predicted model, not a curated record.